This is a messenger RNA of Tripterygium wilfordii, 1998 nucleotides long. Its product is annotated as purine-uracil permease NCS1. The record is from RefSeq and is a predicted model, not a curated record. Bases 89 to 1810 code for a protein of 573 amino acids. Gene Ontology annotation, molecular function: nucleobase transmembrane transporter activity. Gene Ontology annotation, biological process: nucleobase transport; transmembrane transport. Gene Ontology annotation, cellular component: plasma membrane. The transcript has a single exon. NCBI's taxonomy places the organism in Eukaryota, Viridiplantae, Streptophyta, Magnoliopsida, Celastrales, Celastraceae.
UUGUUGACCACAGACAGACACCACUCCUCUUAUCUCAAACGAGAAAAAAAGAUUCUAAUCUCAACUGAAUCUUCACUUUUUCUGAAUCAUGGUGGUGUCCAGAUCUCUCAGCUUCCAUCUUCAUCCCAAAUCAUCCAUCCCUUUAAUUCCCCAAAACACCAGAUCCUCCUCUCACUUUACUACCACCACCGUCACUAAUCCAUCAUCAUCAACUACCAUUACCACCAAAUUAACUGGAAAACAGCUUUCUUUCCUACCAAAGAGGUUCAGCAGCAAGAGUUUGACUCCCAUGGCAUCAAGCCACUCCACAUCUACUCCUAUAUUUGAUGAAUUCAAACCCGAUCCCACUCUCACAAAUGAUGAUCUCAAGCCAACAACACCUGAUCAGAGAACCUUUUCAGGGUGGGAAAUGGCUAGUCUUUGGAUUGGUCUUGUUGUUGGAGUCCCAACUUAUUACUUGGCAGGUAGUCUUGUUGAUCUUGGGAUGGCUUGGUGGCAAGGGAUUGUCACUGUUGUUGCUGCCAACAUAAUCCUACUGGUCCCAUUAGUCCUCACAGGGCAUCCUGGCACAAGAUAUGGGAUUCCUUUUCCAGUCCUGGCUAGAUCUUCUUUUGGUAUUAAGGGUGCACAUGUACCCACUAUGCUUAGAGCAUUAGUGGGUUGUGGUUGGUAUGGGAUUGAGUCUUGGAUUGGUGGUGAGGCCAUUUUUAUUCUCUUACCCAAAUCCCUCAAACAAUCUUCACUGUCAAAUGUCUUGCCUUGGCUUGGUACUUCUCCAUUAGAGUUUACUUGUUUUCUUGCUUUCUGGGUUGUACAAUUAGCUAUUGUUUGGAAAGGAAUUGAUGGGAUUAGAGAGCUUGAGAAGUACUCAGCUCCAAUUCUAAUCAUUCUCACUUCUUGUCUUCUUGUCUGGGCUUAUGUUAAUGCUGGUGGGUUUGGUUACAUGUUGUCUAUGACAUCAAGACUCUCCUCCUCUGAAUUUUGGUCUCUCUUUUUUCCUUCUCUUACUGCAAAUAUAAGCUUUUGGGCUCCUCUGGCAAUUAAUAUUCCUGAUUUCACUAGAUAUGCUAAGAGCCAGACUGACCAGAUUAUUGGACAAUCUGGUCUCCCAAUUUUUAUGGCUGCAUUUACAUUUGUUGGUCUGGCUGUAACAUCAUCAACUAAACCGAUUUUCGGUCGAGUGAUUUCUAAUCCAAUUCAACUUCUAGAGCAAAUUGGGGGGUUCACAACAUUAAUCCUAGCAAUUGUAGGAAUUAGUCUUGCCACACUUACAACCAACAUAGCUGCGAAUGUCGUCGCCCCGGCGAAUACUCUUGUCAAUCUUAGCCCUUCACUGUUCACAUUCAGAAGAGGAGCACUAUUGACUGCAUUGCUUGGUAUAGCUUUUCAACCUUGGAGACUUCUUCAGUCAAGUGAGAGAUUUGUUUAUACAUGGCUAGUGGGGUACUCUGCAUUGUUAGGUCCAAUUGGGGGCAUAAUUCUUGCAGACUAUUAUCUUAUUCAGAGAACCAAUUUGAGUGUGAAGGAUUUGUAUUCUUUGAGUCCUUAUGGAGCUUAUUGUUACAAUGGAGGCUACAAUGUGCCUGCUAUUACAGCUCUUAUUGUUGGGAUUUUGCCUGUGUUGCCGGGUUUGUCACAGAAGGUUGGGAUUCUCUCUCAAAUUCCAGAUGUGUUGGUGAUCAUCUACAAUAAUGCUUGGUUUUUUAGCUUCUUUUCUGCUGGUUUUCUGUAUUGGACUCUGUCAUAUUUGAUAGGUCAACAGAAGAAAUCCCUGCCACAGGACCCCCCCCUUCUACCCUCUGCAACCUAGUAUUCAAAUGCUUUGCUUAGUGGGUCUCGUCUGUUUUUCUUUUUAUUUUCUUUAGUUUAUGUAAACAUGAUGAAUAUGAUAGAAUACAAUAUGUUAGUGAAACUUGAAUAAUUAAGCAUGUAUUCUGCAAAAUUUGUAUGCAGAAAGACAGUAUGGAGAAUGCAAUGAAGCCUCUACACUUGUAUUUA